UUUUCACAAUAUUGAGUGUUAAAAUGUUUACUUCAAAAAAUAUGGGCGCAAGUGCUAAUAUAUGAACUUAAUUUCUGUAGUAUAAAUGAAUUUUUUUUAUUACGUAAUGUCUUGUAAAUUUAUAUUAGUUGGCAGUGGUACUUAUGCUAUUGAAGUUGUUAAUAAUCACAUCAGGGUGGAGCGUAUGUUUGCCAUUCCUUGACUGGCUAAAGUUUUAUGCGAGUUGCAAACACAGUGAUGGCUCAUUGAGCUGAAGUGCAUGUGAUUGCGGGACAUUAGUUUCUUCAUCUUUUGCUUGGUCUUUUUGUGUUCAAGUGAACGUUUAUCAGGGAUGAAAAUAUUCAGUGGAUGGCAACGUUUUGUUUUUGGUCUUCCCUUGUUUUUCCUCUUUGCUCAUCUGGUUUUUGUCAUGGAAUUACACAAAAACUCAAAAAUGGAAGAACGGCACAAACAACUAAACAAGAAAUUUGAUCAUCUAGUUCUUGGUCAUAUGGCUGGACAAGGCUUGUCAAAUCGUUUGCAAUGCCAAGGGACAAAAGCUCUUAAUAGGACCCAUUCUUCUGAAAGCAGAUCAGGUGUAGAUGGAAGUAUCACAUUUGUCACUGUCUUUACCAUUUAUAAUACUUCUCUCAAUGAUGUAGACGACAGAUCAAACACAGUGGUUGGCAAUGCUUCAUAUAAUAACGUUGACAGGUCUAUGGCUUUGUUGAAUGUCUUCAUUAAUUUCAUUCAGGUGGCAAUGCCCCAGAGCAAAGUGAUUAUUCUAACAGAUCCUAUGUCUGACCUCUCGGUGCAAAGAAACAGGGUCUCUCUGUAUCCUAUACAAGGUGAAUAUUCACGAGACAAGUUGAUGCUCCAAAGGAUCAGGUCUUACAUUACCUUUUUAGAAACAAGGCUACAGCAACUUUCUCAGAAGCCGAGGGAUGUCAUUCAUUACAUCUUCACUGAUUCUGAUAUAGCAGUGGUUGAUGAUUUAGGGCAAGUUUUUCGUGACCAUCCUAAUUUUCAUCUGGCUCUGACCUUUAGGAACAAUAAGGCUCAACCUUUGAAUUCAGGAUUCAUUGCAGUUAAGGGUACCCAGGAAGCAAUGUUAAGGGCAAAGCUUUUCCUACAAGAGGUCUUGAAAGUUUACAGCACGAAAUAUAGAAAUGCUUCUCGCAUGCUGGGUGAUCAGUUAGCUCUUGCUUUGGUUGUGAUGUCAAAACCUCAUUUUGACGCCAGAAGGUUUUCCAAAGGGCUUGCUUUCUCAGAAGAUAUUGGGGCUACUUCAGUAUUGUUCUUACCUUGUUCUCUGUACAAUUGGACUCCGCCUGAGGGUGCUGGUCAAUUUCAUGGCAUGCCAUUGGAUGUUAAGGUUGUUCAUUUUAAAGGAUCAAGAAAACGUCUAAUGCUCGAAUCUUGGAAUUUUUAUUCCUCGUCUCAAGAUAUUUCCGACAUGUUAUGUCUCAUUUUGGGAAGUGGAAGAACCAAAUAUGAUUUUUGAAUACGGAAAUCCAGAAAGGUUGACAUCAUAUUGGCAACUUGUACCAUUAACAUCACCAAAUUUAGUGCUGAAAAUUCAGCUAUUACCCUCUUUUUGAUCGGGGAUAGGGUACUCUGACAGCAGCAAAGGACAUGAAUUGGACCUUAAAUGAAUUGAUUUAUUGAUUCUACUUGGGUAGUUCUCAUCGGAAGGUGCUCUUUUCCUAUGGACAUAUGUGGAGUGUGAUAUUAUCUUGAAGUGGUACAAUGGAUUCAUUCUUAUGCAGUCUGAAAAGAUAUUUAAAAAGUCUGGAUUGCUUCCAAUGACACAGGUGGUCGGAUUUGAUUGACCUAUAAUUAUUGUCCACUUAACACAGUUAAACCACCCAUUCAUAGGUGGAAUCGCAAUGAAUGUUGCUUGUUUCCAUAA
Molecule: messenger RNA, 1891 nt
Organism: Vigna unguiculata (cowpea)
Lineage: Eukaryota; Viridiplantae; Streptophyta; Magnoliopsida; Fabales; Fabaceae
Product: polyphosphatidylinositol phosphatase
Source: RefSeq, a predicted model, not a curated record